Molecule: messenger RNA, 1278 nt
Organism: Suncus etruscus (white-toothed pygmy shrew)
Lineage: Eukaryota; Metazoa; Chordata; Mammalia; Eulipotyphla; Soricidae
Gene: S1PR1
Product: sphingosine-1-phosphate receptor 1
Biological process (GO): sphingosine-1-phosphate receptor signaling pathway; angiogenesis
Cellular component (GO): membrane
Molecular function (GO): sphingosine-1-phosphate receptor activity
Source: RefSeq, a predicted model, not a curated record
CCGUCGCCCUCUAGCGACUUAUCUGCAGAAGCGCCAUCACUGGUUCUUGGGGGCUUAGUGGAAACUAUGGGGUCCACCAGUGUCCCACAGGUCAAGGUCCUCCAUAGCUCCGUCUCGGACUAUGUCAACUAUGACAUCAUUGUUCGGCAUUACAACUACACAGGCAAGCUGAAUACCAGCGCAGACAGGGGGAAUGAUCUUAAAAGGACUUCAGUGGUUUUCAUUCUCAUCUGGUUGCUUCAUCAUCUUGAAAACAUCUUUGUUCUGCUGACCAUUUGGAAAACCAAGAAAUUCCACCGACCCAUGUACUAUUUCAUUGGCAACCUGGCCCUCUCUGACCUGUUGGCAGGAGUGGCCUACACAGCCAAUCUACUCUUGUCUGGAGCUACCACCUACAAGCUCACCCCUGCCCAGUGGUUUCUGCGGGAAGGGAGUAUGUUUGUGGCUCUCUCUGCUUCAGUGUUCAGCCUCCUGGCCAUUGCCAUUGAACGUUAUAUCACCAUGCUGAAGAUGAAACUCCACAAUGGCAGCAACAGCUCCCGCUCUUUUCUGCUCACAAGUGGCUGUUGGGUCAUCUCUCUCAUCUUGGGGGGCCUGCCCAUCAUGGGCUGGAACUGCAUCGGGACUCUGUCCAACUGCUCCACGGUGCUUCCCCUCUACCACAAGCACUAUAUCCUCUUCUGCACCACCAUCUUCACUCUGCUCCUGCUUUCUAUCGUCAUCCUCUACUGCAGGAUCUACUCGUUGGUCAGGACUCGUAGCCGACGUCUGACAUUUCGCAAGAACAUCUCCAAGGCCAGCAGAAGCUCUGAGAAGCUGGCACUUCUCAAGACUGUGAUCAUCGUUUUGAGUGUCUUCAUCGCCUGUUGGGCCCCCCUCUUCAUCCUACUCCUGCUGGAUGUGGCUGCAAGGCGAAGAACCUGUGACAUCCUUUUCCGAGCGGAAUACUUCUUGGUCUUGGCUGUGAUCAACUCUGCCACCAACCCUAUCAUUUAUACACUGACCAACAAGGAGAUGCGCAGGCUUUUCAUCCGGAUCAUGUCUUGUCUGCAAAUGCCGAGUGGGGACUCCACAGGCAAAUUCAAACGUCCCAUCAUCGCAGGCAUGGAAUUCAGUCGCAGUAAAUCAGACAAUUCCUCCCAUCCCCAGAAGGAUGAUGGGGACAACCCAGAGACUAUCAUGUCUUCUGGCAAUAUCAACUCAUCAUCCCUAAAACUGAGACAUGUUGGUCCACCACAGAUUGCUCAUCGCCUGGUCAUCCACCACUGCAGUGUCUGA